Vitrella brassicaformis is the source of this 1782-nucleotide messenger RNA. The record is from the annotation of a GenBank genome assembly. Lineage: Eukaryota; Vitrellaceae.
AUGGAGGGAGGAAAGGGGGAAGAACAACCGCACAGGUAAAAGCUCGCAAGUGCGAUCGGCGUGUUUUCUCGACGGAUGCUGAUGUAUUUACUUAGUGGCUAUCGGCGCUCGAAUGCGCUGCUCUUUUCUUGCAUAGGUCCGUGCCAUGGAUGGACUGCGUCGCCGUCUAUUUCAUGUGCAUCGCCCUGGUGGUGCUCAUCAUCCUAAGGCCCAGCAGACAGGAGGCGCCGAGCACAUGGGAGCCCGCUUCGACGCCCAGCAAACUGGAGCGUGCGCAGAGCAAGAGCGACUUAGUGCUGGCAUUGGACGCGGUUCUCUUCAUCUUUAUGAUACUGUGGUGGUAAGCGAUACAUGAGCGCAGGCGGUGGAUGCAUUCAUUCAUCGUGCGACGUUACUGUGGUUGCAGCGUCCUAGUUGCACUCGCCCAGGCCGGCUGGCGACGACUACGCAGAUGGCUCAAUGGGUGGGUGCGGUGAUGGAUGUAUCUUGGAGACCAUGCGACUCACCCAUGCCCUUUGUCUGUGUGUGCAGCGCUAGUGCUCGCCAGAGCUGACGGCAGCGACCAAUUCGGCGUGCCGUCCAUCUACGCUGCCGUCAAUACUGCUGCAAUAACGGUCGCCUUGAUGGACGACACACCAGAGGUGUGUACUCAUCCAUCUCUCUGUGGGCGUCUGAGACCAUGCCAUGUAUUAUUAUUUCUAUCACGUUUCCACGUGCAGGCCGUAGCAUGGUCGACGCUGGGCAGCGUCUUUAGCCGGCUGAUCAACCGCAACACCACAAUCCCCACCAAAAUGCCACAGGUCUUCUCCACUGCCGCAUACAAGCAGACUCAAGUACACCACCCCUCCCCUGCCCCGAACACACACAAAAGCGACCCGUCGUCCAUCCCCUCCUUCCCUCUCCCUCCCUCCCUCCCUCCCUGUAACUUAGGUCGGUAUCAAGUCUAUGAUCCUGGGCGAGCGUGUGAUGGCUGCGGCCAACGAGGGGCUGGGUCGGUGCGAGCUGCUCGUCGGCAUCCCCCGCCCGCCGGACAUGGAGGUCACAUUGGCCACCGACGCCAAAGGCAUCCUGCACAUGUGGAACGCCCACCACCCCACCGGACACAAACAGGUACGUGCAGUCACCGCACUGCACUGGCCGCACACACAUGAUGGAUGAUGGAUGACCAGGGACAAGGGAGGGAUACAUUCGUGGCAUAUUGUGUUGCGUUGCGCGUCAGGACAUCGUAAUUCAGUCCUGGAGCGGUGGUCUGAGCGACGUGGGUAUCAGGAAUAUGGUGCAGGACGCUGAGCCACACAGGUGAGUGAGUGAGGGAGGGACAAACCCCCACACACAGACAGACAGUUCCUCGCUAUUCCGCGGUAUGUAUCUUUCUCUUGCCCACGCUCUGUUGUGUCUUAUCAGCGAUUUGGAUCAGAGGCGUCGCGAGGCCAUGACCGUUAAGAACGACGCCGAGAGCCUCACCCUCGAGUACGAGAGACUCCUCCCUCCAUUCAACACACACAUCACAUUUGCCCAUGUGCUUAUGCGCCUGUGUGUGUGUGUGUGUGUGAUAUUCAGACGCCACAUCCCGGCCAGGAGGGCGACCCCCUUCGCCAUGCAUACGCUCAGCAGCCCCUCCUGCCGCUUCCCACACAGGCGUGCAUGGAUUGAUCGCUGCUUACAUUUCAUAUCAGUAAGCUGUUUUGAGGACUGAUAUCCUGUAUGGGGGUGCAUGUGAGAUGGGGACCAUAGACAAACGAAACAGUGUCUCGUCGCAAGGCAGUUAUGCAAUGCAAGGGC